Neltuma alba is the source of this 1120-nucleotide messenger RNA. RefSeq names its product translation machinery-associated protein 22. Gene Ontology annotation, biological process: formation of translation preinitiation complex; translation reinitiation. Gene Ontology annotation, molecular function: mRNA binding; translation initiation factor activity. The record is from RefSeq and is a predicted model, not a curated record. Bases 177 to 767 code for a protein of 196 amino acids. NCBI's taxonomy places the organism in Eukaryota, Viridiplantae, Streptophyta, Magnoliopsida, Fabales, Fabaceae. The transcript is spliced from 7 exons.
GAUAUGCCGACAUGAGACUGAUGAUCGGCGAAGGAUUCUGAGAGACUGAAAAGAAGGGAACACAGAGCCAAGAACAUUUUGUUGAGGAGUUGCGUUUUCUAAGCGCGCCGUUUCCAUCUUCGUUCUCUCGAUCGCUCAGUGAGACAGAGUGACAAGGAACCGUUUUCUGCUGUGCGAUGGCGGAGAAACCUCAACCGGUUCGGGUGUUAUAUUGCCCCGUCUGCAGUUUGCCCGCCGAGUACUGCGAAUUCGGACCCGAUUUCGAGAAAUGCAAACCCUGGUUGAUCCAGAACGCCCCUCAAUUAUACCCUGAUCUCCUCAAAGAGGCGAGCACUGAUAAACUUGCCGAGCAAUUGCAAAAUAGCGGAAUAUCGUCAGGGGCUAGGGAUGGAGGUGCUACCUCAGCUCCUAAGCAGGAAGAAGUCAAGCGUCUUCCUGGUGGUAAGAUCAAGAAAAAGAGUGGCACUCGUUUUCAGGAGAAGCAGGAGGUUGUCAUUGAGAAGGUUAUUCGCAAUAAACGAAAAUGCAUUACCACUGUGAAAGGCCUUGACCUUUUUGGUGUCAAGCUCAGUGAAGCAUCAAAGAAACUUGGGAAAAAGUUUGCUACUGGAGCAUCUGUUGUCAAGGGACCGACGGAGAAAGAGCAAAUUGAUGUUCAAGGAGAUAUAUCUUAUGACAUUGUGGAGUUCAUUACGGAGACAUGGGCUGAUGUCCCAGAAACUGCAAUUUUCUUCAUAGAAGAUGGGAAAAAGGUCCCAGCUGCUUGACUCUGAAAUCCUGGCAUAAAGAGAGUUUUAGACUGACAGUUAAACUAGGCCAUAUUACUUUACUUCUGAAGUAAACGGCUGAUAAACUUAUACAGCUUUUGUCCAUACAUCUUGAGCCAGUCAGAUCCAGUCCUCUGCCCACAGUUACGGUCACUGAUUGGCUUCAGCUUAGUUAUUUAGGGUCAAAAUUAUUUUGGAACCUUGUUAUGAUGCAUGGUCAGUGGUUAAAUUUAACUACCUUAACCGGGUGAUGUUAAAUGUUGAAGAACUAUAGAGUUGUUAAAUUGAGUUUGGAUUUAUUGACCGUUACAUUCAGCCUUGAAAAUUAGUUUUACAUGCUGUCGAUUGAGAAA